UUUUGUGUGUGUGUUAUCUAUUAUUUGAUUUACCGAAUACAUUUUCGCUAUCAAAGAAAGUGGUUGUCGAGGCGCUUCAAACCCGGCUUCCUGCUUCCCGUAGCUGCUGCGUCGGCAACAUGGCGUCCUCGGAGGUCCACGUCCGAGUUUGUGAACAAGAAAUCCUGAAGUAUGACCUGGAGAUCAAGGCUCUGGUGCAGGAUAUUACAGAAUGCCCCGGUCCUCAGAGCAAGCUGACAGAAAUAAAUGCAUAUGUAAAAAAGAGCUUCCACGACCUCAGAUCCAGAAUUGAGGACUUGGAGCAGAUGGCAAUGGAACAGGACAAAGAGUCAGACAAGCAGGCUCUUGUUAGCCAGGUCCAGGGCCACAGAAAGCAGAUGUUGGGUAACCAGACAGCCUGGAGGAAAGCCAACCUGGCCAGCAAACUGACCAUUGACAAAAUGGAAAAGCAGGCACUUCUUGAUGGGCCUGAUAACACAGCAAGACAGAGAAAGAUGACCAAAGAAGGCCUGGCUCAGACCUCCGGUGACAUCACAGAAAGUCUUAUGAGUAUCAGCCGGAUGAUGGCCCAGCAAGUCCAGCAGAGUGAGGAGACCAUAACAACGCUUGCAACCUCUUCAAAAACAGCCCAGGAGACAAACGAGGAGUUCAAGACCAUGACGGGGACCAUUCAGCUCGGCAGAAAGCUCAUCACCAAGUACAACCGCAGGGAGCUAACUGAUAAGCUGCUCAUCUUCCUAGCAUUGGCGCUCUUCCUUGCCACUGUUCUCUACAUCCUUAAGAAGAGACUCUUCCCAUUCCUGUAGACCAGGUACCUCCGAGGAGCUCUUCCAUUUCCAUAAUCAGCUUGAGUGAAGCUGCAUGUCUCAUUGGCCCCCGUGUUGUGAUGGACUUUUAGUGGAUCAGAGAUGCCUUCUCUCACUGUGGGAGGCUCACGCCCCCCAGUAGACCCCUGGACGGGAUGAAGCAGGUGUGGGAAGUAAAUGAAUGAAUGAAUUAAUGAAUGGAUGCUGCUUGCCAUGUAACACAUCGAUUAUCCUCUUGAAUUAACUGUGAUGCUGCCUGCCUGCAAAUAGGGAUAUUAUCCCGUAAACCUUUACAGUAUUUUAUUUAUGACAAUUUUCUCAAACUAAAGGAAAAUGUAAUUCUUCUGGGAAAAAAAAAGUAUGUUGGUGUAGUUGGAGCGUCAUGCAUCAGAGGUUCACGAAGGUAAAAUGCGUUGAAAGCAUGUCUACACUUGACUUCUGCUUAGUUUGUUUCAUAGAUAGGUUUUUUGUUCUUCGAAAAUAUCAAAGAUAACACUGAAAAAUAAUGCCAGUAGAAAGAUGAGCUAGGGUUUUCUCUCAGCUUAACACAUUUUAAUGUCAUGUCUGUCAUUAAAAAAUGGUUUAGUCAUAAAACUAGUCAUUUCGGUUAUUAAAAAAGACCUGAAUGACAGGACUCGGUUUGUGGGAGCAACGAUAGAACUGGAAGUUUCUGGCAGUUGUAUAUUUUAUCAUUAACCGUGUAAAACAAACACUUUUCCCCUGAUCAAAUAUACUGCAAGGAAAUCACUGUGCAAAUCACAUUUAACAUUAAUGUAUAUUAAGGUACUGUGUAAUAACUGUAAGGUAUAAUUUAUAAUUGCCUUAAUACCUUUCUUUUGUCUAUAUAAAUCCUUUUUAACUUAAUUAUGAUUUGGGACCAGCUGCAUUCUCCUGGUGUGUGUUUCAUUAGUUGUACAGCACUUUUGUUCUGGCUAUGCAUCAUUCAAAACACUUUCAUAAUUUAUUUGGUCGUCAGAUAAGCAAGAAAUAAAAAGCCUUUAAUGCUGGAAGUCGGGCCACUAUAGCAAACUGCGCUGCAAAGAAGCUGGAGAAAGAAGUAGCAGUGUUCACACUGGCAGAGAUGGAGCCACACGCACCCCUGCCUUUCUUCAGAUAAGACCCGGAAAAGCAGAUUAUUCCAACCCCUUUUCUCCUCUCUCUUUCCGCUGUGGGUGGAGGGUGAAGGGGGAUAUUUUUAGGAUUGUGCAGGGCUCUUAUCUGACGUUGCCUUUUCAACACCACGGAGUAGAGGGUGGCCAGACAAGCUACAUGACCUUGCUACCCUGCUACCCUCUCUGCAAUAGCCAUUUUGUUUAGUAUAUGUACAUUUCUCAGUAUUGAGUAUUAAUAAACAACGUUGCCUCUGGUUGGAUACUUGAUAUGUGUCUCUGUCAAUUGAUGCGCACCGUUUAAAACAGGGUGUCAGGAUAUGAGUGGAGAUUUGAGAGACCCUCAAAAGCAUCUCUUACUCAUGUAAAGUGGCAGAGCUGGUCACAGCCUGCUCAUAUAACUGCACACUUGGAUAAGUCCUCUGGUUCUCUGUUAAGCAAAUUGGACUAUUCUUGCAUUUAGCACCGAGAUAUUGACAAUCAAGUGCUUUGCUUUGUAUCUAGAGUGGGCUGGGGUCUCUAGAGAGCACACUUUACUACACUGAAGGUGUGUAAGAGGAGGCAGACGGCUAACGGGACUCAACAACUCCACACAUAUAUUUUAAAUUUUAUG
This is a messenger RNA of Cololabis saira (Pacific saury), 2528 nucleotides long. It is a transcript of the gene bnip1a, whose product is annotated as BCL2 interacting protein 1a. Gene Ontology annotation, molecular function: SNAP receptor activity. The transcript has 6 exons. The record is from RefSeq and is a predicted model, not a curated record. The coding region runs from base 120 to 806 and encodes 228 amino acids. NCBI's taxonomy places the organism in Eukaryota, Metazoa, Chordata, Actinopteri, Beloniformes, Belonidae. Gene Ontology annotation, cellular component: SNARE complex; endoplasmic reticulum. Gene Ontology annotation, biological process: retrograde vesicle-mediated transport, Golgi to endoplasmic reticulum.